Molecule: messenger RNA, 1491 nt
Organism: Tetranychus urticae (two-spotted spider mite)
Lineage: Eukaryota; Metazoa; Arthropoda; Arachnida; Trombidiformes; Tetranychidae
Biological process (GO): protein transport
Source: RefSeq, a predicted model, not a curated record
CUUACAGCUUUUCAAUGGUUAAUGUCACACCUUGUUUACAUCAUGAAUUUAGCAAUUUAUUUUCAUAUUGUAUUUUAUUAACCAUUUAGUCUUUAUCUUCAUGGAUCAUACUCAGACUUUAAUUUUGUCAAUUCCAAAGUUGGUAAUCAAAUCUAUCUAAAUUUUACUAAGGAUAAAAAGAGUGUUCGGUGUACUUGUCUGAUCUUCAAAUUUCAAAAUGCCUGCAACGAACUAUAACAAAUUAAAAACCAAUCUAAGGCUAGCCAUUCAGAGGCUGAAAAUGAUGGAGAAGAAGAAAACGGAAAAUGCGCAAAAAUGCAGACGGGAAAUUGCUGCUUAUAUUGCGUCAAAUAAAGUUGAAAGAGCCAAGAUUCGUGUUGAAGCCAUCAUAAGAGAGGACUAUUUAGUAGAGGCUUUGGAAAUUGUCGAGAUGUACUGUGAUUUACUAUUAACUCGUUUUGGGUUAAUCGAACAAAUGAAAACCUUGGAUGAUGGACUUGCUGAGGCUAUCAGUUCAAUAAUUUGGGUUGCUCCUAGGAUUGCUGAUAUAUCGGAGCUUAAAAUUAUUGUUGAUCUAUUAACUCAAAAGUACGGUAAGCAGUAUGUGAUGGCAGUAAGGGAGGGAGCUAUCAAAACAGUUAACGAAAAUUUAAAGAAGAAAAUGAAUAUUGAAGAGUUACCUAAAAUUAUGGUUGAACGUUACAUGAUAGAGAUUGCAAAGGAUCAGAAUGUGAAUUAUGUCCCGGACCCAGAAGUUAUGAAGACCGAUGAAAUUUAUUUAGCUGAAGAAGCAAUUGCUAAUAAAAGACCUGGCUUUUUAAUUGAUUUUGAUCCCAAUCUUGGUCCACCACCUCUUCCUUUGGCUAACCCUAGUGUACCUUACACUGGACCACCAAUAGGUUUCAAUUAUAAUUAUAAUCCUAAUCCUUCUGGACCUCCAGUUUCUGAUAUGCCACCAGAAAAGUUCCCUGACUAUGGUUACGGUAAAGGAGCUGUCGGAGGAAACACUGCACCUUAUUUUCCACCACCAGAUCCUUCCAAGUCCCCUUAUGCUCCUCCACAUAACUUCCCUGAAAAUAUGCCUCCCCAUGAAGUUCCAAAUUAUGACCCUCCAAAUUAUCAUAGCAUGUUUCCUGAUAACAAAACAUUAAAUAAUCAACCCACGGCCAACAAAUCAAUUCCUCCUGCUCCUGCUCCACGUAAAUCGAAAAUGCCUACGGACGUUGAUGACUUUGAAUUGCCUGAUUUGCCUGAUAUACCUGAUUCACUACCUGAUCUUGAUGGAGAUGACAAAAACGAUCCACCUAAUGACGAUAACAUCGAUUUUGAUGAUCUUGCGGCAAGAUUUGAAGCGCUCAAGAAGAAAAAAUGAUCUAUUUUCUCCUUUUCAAAUUAAAAUCAUUUUUGAUUUUAUAUUUAUAUAUUCCAUUUCACCUCAUAUCUGAACAAAUUUUCAUUAGACUCAAAUAAAAUCAUUCACAGCAAAAUCAA